AUGCCGCUCCGAGGAUACAGGAGGAGGUGCAACAGGAGAAUGGCGUGUUGCAUGCCUUUGCCGCGCGCCUGCGUCGACAGUAUGCCUCGUUACUACAUGCCCCAUUACCCCAUAUACUACCCCGACCCCCCCAAUCAACCACACGCUCCAGCGUCCAGCUCAAGCCAAUCCGACUGCUCCUGCGGCGAGGAGAACUUUUGCACGAUAGAUAGCUGCAGGAACGCACCCAUGUGCCUAAGGACGCGACCGCAGUUUUGCCCUUACGGCCUCUGCGACCGAAUCGACGGCGAGUUUCAUCGCCCGCGUAGCGCUGCCCGACGACUCAGUAGGGUUCCAGCCGAAACCGAUUAUCCACGUGGACAUUACAGCACCAGAAACGAGGCCGCGAGACCAGUCUAUCCACAAGGCGCUUCUUCUCCGCUUCAAUCGCCUUCUCCGGAAUUUAGGAGGACCGCUGAAAACCAAUGGCCUAACAUGUCAAGAUAUAGACGGGAGUUUCCCGAAUCCUCCGUACAGGACAACUCAUAUCCCCCUUUUCAGAGGUUCACUCAAACACGCUUAAGCAACGCCAUGCCACAAUUUAUGCACACGCUACCCGGACCACAAUAUUCGCAAUUACCACUGCAACCCCCUGCAUUGUACAGGCCACAAUCAGACAUAUUUCAAUCCCGAGCUCAUACGGAACAGGCAGCCUUUGCACCAUCUGCGCAAUUGCCAGCAAAUGACUCGGUUACGGAUAGCCGCGAAGCCUUUAGGGAGCACAGUCCGAUGUACUUCGACCAAUCGUACAGUCAUGUAGGCCCCGGAGAAAGCCGAAAAGAGCCGCCCCAAGAGGCCGACUGUGCAAGAGUUCGAUCUACGAAGCGUGGCGUCAAAAGUACGUGCUGCAAAAACAACACAUAUCACGACGAUGCCCCUGAUACUGCUGACGGUGCCGGUAAAUUCCCGGUCAGGUAUGAGAAGGAGGUAGACACGGGCCGAAUUCAAGACGUCGCACGGCCUACGGUGAUGGAAACUCGUGGAAAUUUUGCUGACAUUGGUUACUCUGAUCCUCCUGUACAUUCUCCGACGAUGCCGAAGCAAGCCCACCUCUGCUGUAGCCCAACGCCAAAGGCACCUGAUCUCUCUACCAGAUCCGCCACGAAGGGUAGCGUGUUGGAUCUAUCUAAGUGCCCGUGCCGUUAUCCGCCGUCAUAUAAACACCUAAGCUGCAGCGGUAACAACAGCGGCUCUUGUGAAUGCGACCAACAAAUGCAGAUUGAA
Molecule: messenger RNA, 1263 nt
Organism: Iphiclides podalirius (scarce swallowtail)
Lineage: Eukaryota; Metazoa; Arthropoda; Insecta; Lepidoptera; Papilionidae
Source: the annotation of a GenBank genome assembly